AUGGUGCCGACCUUGCGCUCGCGGUCGAGAAACCUGCUCAGUUGCUUCUACUGUGGUCGCCGAUCAGAUAUCAUCUUCACCGGGCAGAAAUCGUUCGAAUGCAGAUACUGCGAGGCACGGAAUUGGCUCGACAAGAAUGGAGGAAUCACAGAUCCCCCAGCAUCAAGCACGGCAGCAGACGCGCAACCAGCCGCACCGAUUCGCAUCGCGACUAGUCCCAACGCCUCCAUAUUUUGCGCGACAUGCCAACGGAACCAAGAGAUUCUUGCAAGGACGCUGAAGGAAUACGAGUUUCCAGACGACCCCAAUGAUUCUGAAUAUGCCGCGCGCAUGAGAGGCUAUCGCACAUGGAAGAGAGACCUGGAAGCAAGAUACCCCCAGGUCUGCAUUGACUGCGAGCCCAAGGUCGAGGAGCAGCUGAGAAAAGCCAGCUACACCGCCAAGACAGAUCACAUGCGGCGGCUGAUCGACCGGACAAAACAGCGCCGACACCAGGCAAGAACCCGCACCGCUCUCGACUACGUGGACAUGGCAGGAAAAUGGAUAUGGCACUUUGGCUUCCUUCUUCAGGCCUUGUGGCAUAUUGUGGCACUGGGCAUCGUCUUUGUCGAGCAUGGUCAUGGAAGUGGCAACAACUUUGUGGUGGCAGUGUUGCGCGAAACCUGCGCUUGGAUCAUCGCAGUAUUACCCAGAUCCGACCGCUUCAUCAAACUUGCCAUUAACACGAGUCUGGUGGCCUUUGCCUGGAACCCGCGUUUCAAGCAGACCAUCAGAGGCUUUACGUCGCAUAUUCUGGGAUUCCGGCAGUGGUAUACAUACCAGCUUGUCAUUAUUCUGAUCAGAUGCGCAUGUCUCUUCUUGUCCCAAUACAAUGAUGUUGAGGAAAUUUCAGCUAUCGCGCAAUUAGGCGCGCAUCUCGUCAUCGGUUGGCUGGUAUUUUAUGUGUACAAUGUUGCAGGAAAAGCUAUCCGAACGGAUAACAGCUCCUUAUUCGGCUUGUUUGGAACACGACAAGCUGCUUCGUACCAAGAAAGGUCCCCGAGAGUUGCAGAGCCAGCACAAAGGCCUUCAAAUGACAUGGCGGGAGUCUUGGACGAGAUUCUAGAUGCACCACCUGCUGCAAUAAACAACAUCGAUUCGUCGCCAACGGUCGCUACUGCUAGUCCAUAUUACAGCGUGAGCAGGGGUGGAAGCUUUGUGCAGAAUGGUUCCUUUGGUACACCAUCACGCCAUCACCAGGACCGAGUGGGCAAUGGAUUCGGCUCACUCAGUUUCUCUAGCCCACCCAUCAGUCCUGGAGUUCAAACCCAACCGACGCGCAACGGCGACGAGAUGGAUUGGUCGCCAUCUGGCUCCCAACACAGGGCCUUUAGUACCCAUAACCCUUACAAGGUCAAGAACCCGAAUCCAAGGUUCGCCAAUACACCGCUGGGCUUCAAUGAUACACCGAUUGAUCCCAAACCCGGUGCGUUCUGGUACAAAGUACCGCCAGCACCUACAACUCCAGCACAAAGGCUACGAAAUCCUCCCAAGCCAGUUAUACGAGAGAGCCCCAAAGAGAGGCAGGACAGCUUCUUCGCCAGUCCACGCAGAACGCUUGACCUGGGCGGGGGCUCUCAGCAGAAUGACUCUGGUUUCAUUCUUAAAGAUGCAUCGUUUUAUGCGCCCGGUCCCAAAGAUGACCCCAGAGAUGGACUGUCUAAUAUGAUGGGCUCUUUUAGUAUCAGUCCGGAUCCAGAGGACCGAAGGGCAGCAGCUAGAAAGAGCACGAAAAAUGUCAUUCUGGCCGCUGAUGGCACCCCCGUGACAUUGCAAAACAAUAGCAAGGAGCGCAUGGCUGAACUGGUUGUUCUCUUCGGCGCGCUUUGGUCUUGGGUCACUGCACUGGGAACCGAGGAGUCAUAUGGUCCGACACUGGGACUCGGAGCAAUCUGCGCAUGCCUCAUCGUAUCCAUAAGGUUGACGGCCGAUCUGCUAGUUAAUGCGCAGGUGAGGCAUGGAAAGCAACCAACUGUCUUUUCCUUGUCGUGGGCAACUCUGGGAUAUGCGCAAGUCUUUGCGGCGCUGGCGCUUGUUUGGAAGAUAUGGGCGACCGGCGGGCAAGAUGUCAAUUGCGGAAUGCUUGGAAAUGCAUUACUGGGAGUCAUGAUUGCACAUCAGUUCUGGCACGUCUUCAGUUGA
Molecule: messenger RNA, 2181 nt
Organism: Pestalotiopsis fici W106-1
Lineage: Eukaryota; Fungi; Ascomycota; Sordariomycetes; Amphisphaeriales; Sporocadaceae
Exons: 4
Coding region: 1-2181 (726 amino acids)
Biological process (GO): nuclear inner membrane organization
Cellular component (GO): nuclear inner membrane; chromosome, centromeric core domain; mitotic spindle pole body
Source: RefSeq, a predicted model, not a curated record